AUAUACACUUCUUCGCACUCUUUCUACAAACCCCUCGUGUUCUAUUUCUUUGUAAAAAACUUUAAUAUCACCCAAUUUAAGAAGAGAAUCUCAUUCUUUCUUUUGUUCAUUCAUUCAUUCCUUUAGUUCUUUGCCAUCAUAAUCUUUGUCAGGUGUAUUCAUCAUUUAACAAAAACCAUGGUCGAUGCAUAUUUAUAUAUAUCCUAAUGCCUGCCUAUUCUUGGAUUGGAUGUAGUUGAUGCAAGUAGAAUGUGAUACAAUUAAAGUUUUAAAUAUGUCCAGGAGAGUAAGAAAAAGGAAUGUUUCAAUUGCAGAAGAGGAGAAGGAGAGAGAAAAUGGGAAUUCUUCGGCAUCUACACAUGGUUAUGUCCAGCAUAGGCGUUCGAAAAGUGCUUCUGAGAGAAACUUAAACCUUACAAGAUUCAGAGAUUCUCACUGCACACAGAAGGACUUCAAUCAAUCGCAUGGCUUGGCAGCUCCUAAAAAUAAUGCCAGAGCUAGCCCACUUCAAGAAAAAUCAUUUAGUGUCAAGACAGAUGAUAUAUCUAAUCAUAGGGCCUCCUUGGAAAAAGAUAUUGAGCAAUUACAAUCGCAGUUGCAGCAGGAGAAGUCCAUGCGCAUGUUACUCGACAAGGCAAUGGGUAGAGCUUCUAGUACGCUCUCUCCUGGACAUCGUCAUUUUGCUGCUCAGACGAAAGAGUUGAUUGCUGAAAUUGAAUUGCUCGAAGAAGAGGUUGCAAACCGUGAACAGCAUGUUCUCUCAUUAUACAGGAGCAUCUUUGAAAAUUGUGUUAGCCGGACAACUUCUGAGCAUAGCUCAGUUGUGACUUCUCCAGCACAUGUAAAGAAUGAAUCCAGGAAACACCCAAGUAUAAUUACAAGUGCCUUCUGUUCCUCCAUAAAGUUCCCACUGCAGACUUUCCACUCUCUGGCUACUAUAAGUAACUCAGCGAAAAAAAGUUCGUUGCAGUCUAAAACAAGACACACUUCACUCCUUAAUGGUAAAGAUAACGUCCAUUUAGAGAAAAGUUGUUCCAACCAUGUUAAGGAACAGGCACCAAAUGCAAGUAAAACUUCUGCAUCUCGGACUCUGAAGGAUCAUCUCUACCAAUGUCCGAGUAGGCUGUCAGAGGAAAUGGUUAGGAGUAUGGCAUCUGUUUACUGUUGGCUCUGUAGCACAUCAUCAGCCAAUAUGGAACAAAACAAAUCACAGUUUUUGACAAAGUCACCCACUAUACUUCCACAGCAAGGCGUUGGGAAGAAGAAAGAAUGGUUGGCCAAAUCUGCAGUUGAAAUAUCAUGGAUAUCAACAGAUAAGAAUAACUUCUCCCGUGCGUCUUAUGCCAUCAACAACUAUAGACUUCUUGUAGAGCAGUUGGAAAAAGUUAAUGUCUGUAAGAUAGAGACCAAUGCCCAGAUAGCAUUUUGGAUCAACUUGUAUAAUUCCCUGGUUAUGCAUGCACAUCUGGCUUUUGGGAUACCACACAACUCGCUCAGAAGGUUAGCAUUGUUUCACAAGGCUGCUUACAAUGUUGGUGGCCAUGUCAUAAGUGCCAGUACCAUUGAGCAGUCAAUAUUUUGCUUUCGUACCCCUCGAAUAGGACAGUGGCUAGAGACCGUGUUGUCAACUGCUAUGAGGAAAAGAUCUGGAGAAGAAAGAAAACUAGUCAGUUCAAAAUUUGGCCUUCCAAAUUGUCAACCACUUGUUUGCUUUGCCCUGUGUACUGGAGCUCAUUCUGACCCCUUGCUAAAUGUGUACACAGCCUCAAAUGUUGAAGAGGAACUUGAAGCGGCAAAGAGAGAGUUUGUUCAAGCAAAUGUGGUCGUCAAAAAGUCGAAGAAAGUAUUUUUACCUAAACUUAUAGAGAGGUACAUGAAGGAAGCCUACAUUCCUAGUGAUGAUCUUCUAAAUUGGGUUACUGAAAAUGUUGACAAGAAGCUUCAUGAUACAAUACAGAAGUGCCUUGAUCUCAGACCAAAUAAAAGGGCAUCUCUGAUCAUCAAAUGGCUGCCUUACAAUUCUAAGUUUCGAUAUUUGUUUUCGAAAGAGUUGAUGGAGAAGCCAUGGUGGGCUUAAAUAUCUCGUGACAUGCUUGUGUCGAUGUUCAAUACAGUUGACUAGAGUUUGGAUGUCCAGUCUUCUACUCUUACUACUAUGAUCUUACCCUCUGUAAGGUGAUUGUGUGAUCAUCAGUUGUUUCUUAUGUAACUUCUGUUCUACAUAUACAGAUGUUUAACCUUUUGGCGGACUAGUGUUUUCUUAACUUAGAUGGUACGUUGUACAUUAAUCACCAUUAACAACAUCCCGUUAUUUAUUUUUAGAUUAAACAUAAUGUUCUUGUUUUGUG
Olea europaea var. sylvestris is the source of this 2348-nucleotide messenger RNA. RefSeq lists its product as uncharacterized. The record is from RefSeq and is a predicted model, not a curated record. The transcript has 11 exons. Lineage: Eukaryota; Viridiplantae; Streptophyta; Magnoliopsida; Lamiales; Oleaceae. Bases 239 to 2077 code for a protein of 612 amino acids.